Messenger RNA from Mytilus californianus (California mussel), 1765 nucleotides. RefSeq lists its product as uncharacterized. Bases 45 to 1730 code for a protein of 561 amino acids. Gene Ontology annotation, molecular function: zinc ion binding. NCBI's taxonomy places the organism in Eukaryota, Metazoa, Mollusca, Bivalvia, Mytilida, Mytilidae. The record is from RefSeq and is a predicted model, not a curated record. The transcript is spliced from 2 exons.
UUUUCUCCCUUGUACUUAUUUUUAGAUUAUGUUCAGGUAUCAGCAUGGCUACUAGUACAACUCUUUGUGAUCCAUGUUCAGUACGACAUAUUACCAAACCAUCAGCACACUGGUGCUCAGAAUGUGAAGAGGCCAUUUGUGAUGAGUGCCAAGAACAUCAUAAAGUACUCAAAGCCACACGAAGGCAUAAGCUCAUGCCAAUUGACAACUACAAAUCUCUUCCGUCUUUCAUUACUGAUAUACAGCAGUCAUGUACCUAUCACAAUGAAAAGUAUCAACAAUACUGUGUUGCGCAUGAGUUACCUAUUUGUUUAAAAUGCAUUAUAGAGCACCAGAAAUGCAACGUCAUUCCUAUUGAUGAGAUCACCAAUAACGCUAAAACAUCCGGGCACUUCCAAGAUUUAGAAACUAGACUGAUGGACUUACUACAGAACAUUGAUAUAAUUAAGAAGGAUCGAAAGGCUAAUUUGGCCAGUAUUGAAGAAACGAAAGGGCGACAUCUUACAGAAAUUCAAAAAAUAAGAACUAAGAUAAACGAACAUUUAGACAAACUUGAAAAAGAAAUAAUACAAGAUCUUGAGAAAAAAGAGUGCCAAUGUACAACGAGUAUUCAGAAGAUUUUAUCAUCAGUUAAACAAAAUGAAAACUUGAUAACAGAAUAUCAGACCAAUCUCCAAAGCAUCAAACAACAUGCUUCCGAUCUUCAAACAUUUCUAGUAAUGAAAAAUAUUGAGAUGAAAAUAUUUGAAAAUGAAGAAUAUCUGCAGUCGUUGAUAGAAACUAAACAAAUCGAGCAAGUUGAUCUGGUUGUCGAAGUUGACCCAGGGGUAAAUAGCAUCUUGAAGAGUUUAAAGAAUGUUGGAUCAAUUGCAAUAAAAACGACGUCAAGUAACAUUCGUUUAAACAGAGAGAAAGACAAACAAGCACAGCUGCAAGUAACACCAAAGAAGAACAUUAACGAUUGGAAUUUGAUUCUACAGAAGAAAAUAACAACAGGAGGAAAGAACAUUAGAGGUUGUUGCAUGUCAGUUAAUAGCGAAUAUUUCUUCACUGAUCAUUACUUAAGAAAAACGCUUUCUGUCAUUGCAUCAGAUGGUACAUUCAAAUUUAACAUGUUUCUUGACCCUAGUUGUGGGUUUGACAUAACUUUUAUCGAUGACACAACUAUCGCUAUCACAUCUGGAGGAUCCUUUAAGCAAAUUGGAAUUUACAUAAUAGAUAACGAGAGCCGAAAGAAAAUUAAGUUCAUCAGCCUUCCUCGUCGUUCCUGGGGAAUCACACGUGAUCACAACUCGCUGUUUGUCUGUGUUGAAGGACAGGGUAUAUAUAAAGUGAACACUGUGGAUUAUGCUACUUCUCACGUGAUCAGGAGUAACUUAUCGGGAUGUUCCUGUGUAUCUGUUUUCAACGGCAAGAUAUACUAUACUGACAAAGAUGGUAACAGUGUAGUUUGUUGUGACCGCGAUGGGUCAUGUGUUUGGACUUUUAGAGAUACUUUAGUUUUGAAGACCCCGAGGGGCAUUACUGUGGAUAAUGAUGGAAACGUGUUUGUUGUCGGAGAGACGUCGUCGAAUGUGGUCAUUAUAUCAAACGAUGGAAAACAUCACAGGCAAAUUCUAACAAAUAAAGAUGGUCUACGUGCACCGUCAGCUAUUUUCUUUGAUAAACAAACCAGGACACUUCUUGUUGCGAACAAUAAAGAAACUGCUUUCCUUUACAAUGUUACUUAAAAUAAUUGAAAUUAAUAAAUUUAUAUUAUAAUUUC